Rotaria sp. Silwood1 is the source of this 402-nucleotide messenger RNA. NCBI's taxonomy places the organism in Eukaryota, Metazoa, Rotifera, Eurotatoria, Philodinida, Philodinidae. The record is from the annotation of a GenBank genome assembly.
AUGUCUACAUCAAAUAAACGUUUUUUUGACGAUAUUGAUCUAUUUCAACAAUAUUUCAUUAGUUCGCCUUCAUCAGUUAAAAAACGUCUUUGUAUUCCAUUAGUACCAAGUGUACCUCGAGGUGGUACAAAUUAUAUAGAUAAAUUUAUUCUGAAUCGUUCAACAUCAUCAGAUAACAACUUAAGUACAAACAAUUUAUUAUUUUAUUCAGAAGAAAUGAUAAACGAAACUAAUGAAUCAUCAAAUACAAAAAGUCAUACAAUAAAAAUUGAAUUAAGUUCUAUAUAUAUGUUAUAUCCACAAUUAUUCGAUGUUAAAUAUCUACCAUCAGUACCUGUUUGUUAUAAACAAGAAACUUUAAAUAAAAAUCUUGAUCGAAAAAUUGAAACAACCUUUGAAUAG